AUUUCUUAUUGAUUAGAAUAAUAAAGAACAUAAAAAAACCCCAAUUUUGAUCCCGUGAACAUUUAUGAUUAUAAAAUUCUUUAAAAUUUUGUAAUUGAAUUUAAAAAAACCAUUUUUAUUUUUAUUUGAUAUCAAAAAGUCACGUACCGUAAGAUAGGAUAAACGAAAAGUUCAAAGAAAAAGUCUUAAUAAACAUAUAAAGCUUCUUUUUCCCUCGUACUUUCUCUUUUUAAAAAGAUAUCAUUCAUCAUGCCUGAUUCAAAUGGAGAAACAACUACAUUAGAAUUCUUUAUAGGAUUCUUAGUAUCAGUAUUUGCUUCAAUAAUGUACGCAGCAGGACUGAAUUUAUUAAAAGCGGAUCAUGUAGCAAACGAAAAAUUACCCAAAGAAAACCAACGUGUUGAUUGUAGUAGACCAAAAUGGCAUCUAGGUUUAUACUUAUAUGUCGUUAGUCAGGCCGUUGGAAGUACAGUAGCAUUAAAUUAUUUAAAGACUCAAUGGGUAGCGCCACUUGGGUCUAUAUCAUUGAUAUUUAAUUUCAUUUUCGCUAAAUUACUUGUUGGAACAGAAAUUACAAAUAAGGAUGUUAUAGGAACAUUUAUUGUAUUAAUAUCAGUAUGCUGGAUUGUUUUCUCUGGAGGUCAGAGUAACAGCCAUGAGGAAUCAUCAUUAACAAUGAAUUCUUUAAAGUCACUAAUAAUACGACCAGUAUUCAUUAUAUUUUUCUCAAUAUUAAAUUUUAUAACAUUGAUAUUGCUUUUUGGAGGAAUAUAUUGUAAAUGGAUCCUAUUAAAUGAAAAACGUAAGGAACGCAGUGGAUGUUUUAAAAACAUUGGAACACCAAACUUAAAGAAAUUGACUGGUAUCGAUAUAGCAAUAGUUGCUGGAUUAUUUGCCAGUCAAACUCUUCUCUUGGCUAAAUCUGGGGUGAAAUUGGCUUAUGUUUCAAUAAAAACUCAAGUCAAUCAAUUUACUGACCUGAUUGGAUGGUUUGUUCUUAUAUUUCUUAUAAUAACUGCGAUUCUUCAGAUUGUCUGUUUAAAUGAAGCGGUUAAACUUUGUGAUUCAGUACUAGUAAUGCCAAUAUUCCUUGGCUUAUAUACUACAAUGGGCUUGAUAAAUACCAUGAUUUACCUUGAUGAAUUUUCAUCAUAUCCAGUAUGGGCAUUAGUAUCAGUAUUCGUUGGUAUAAUAGGUCUCACUUAUGGAGUGGUAUUAUUAUCUCAUAUAAAAGAUGAUGUAUCGACUUCAGAUAUUGAAGAUGAAGAUUUAAAUUCGAUUCAUAAAGAUGAUGAUGAUAAAUCAUUUAGUGGUCUUAGUUCAACAUGGAGUAGUGAUACCUUGUUUGAUAAAAAGAAGAAUGCGAAAAAUAAAAGAUGGAGUGGUGGUAUUAAAGAUUUCUUUAAAAAAGAUAAUAAUAAUAAUAUAUCAAAAAUGAAAAAUCAUAAAGGAAGAAGAGGAAAAUUUGAAAAACUAGAGUUAAAUGAUGAUUAUGAAGAAAAGAAUUCUAGUAGUAUAUUUGUAGGAUUUAAAGGGUUUAAAGGGUUUAAAGGAUUUUAUCAUAAUGGAUCCGUUAAAAGUGAUGGUUAUAAUAGUGAAUAUAAUAGUUAUUAUAGUAGUGAAAAUAAUAGUAACUUUAGUAUUGGUGAUAAUAGUGAUAAUAAUAGUGAUAUAGAUCUUAAUAUCAAUAAUCCAAUUAUGGUGAAAGAAUGGAGUGGAGAUUUAGGUAGUAUAAUUAAUCUAGAUAAACUUAUUACUGAAAGUGCAAUUGGAAAGAGAAUUAUCGCGGAAAAUAUGGAGAAAGAAGGUGGAUUGGCUGUAUAAAAACUCAUAAAAAUCAUGUAAAAAAAGAACAGUUUAACUAUAUACUAAAUUAUCACAUGCAUAUUAUAAAUAAUACAAUUUUUAAAACACAAUCGUGAAUCAUAAAUGCAAUAAAAUGUUCAAUAAUAGGUAUAAUAGUAAUAUUUUAUUAAAAUAAUAUCUUUCUAAAUUAAUAUAGUAUAUAAUUAUUUAUUAG
Rhizophagus irregularis DAOM 181602=DAOM 197198 is the source of this 2020-nucleotide messenger RNA. RefSeq lists its product as uncharacterized. Gene Ontology annotation, molecular function: magnesium ion transmembrane transporter activity. Lineage: Eukaryota; Fungi; Glomeromycota; Glomeromycetes; Glomerales; Glomeraceae. The record is from RefSeq and is a predicted model, not a curated record. Gene Ontology annotation, cellular component: membrane. Gene Ontology annotation, biological process: magnesium ion transport.